Molecule: messenger RNA, 1866 nt
Organism: Blepharisma stoltei
Lineage: Eukaryota; Ciliophora; Heterotrichea; Heterotrichida; Blepharismidae
Source: the annotation of a GenBank genome assembly
AUGAUUCCUAAGAGCUAUUCAAUUCUCAAUUUUAAGAUAAUAGAACUUGUUUUUAAAGCGAAACAAGUUUUAGAGCCAGAGCUCAGCUUUACUUUAACAGAUUCGAAAACUUCGCAAGAAAUCUAUAGAUCUCCUAUUUCCUUAGUGUCCCAGCUCAUAAAUCUUCCUCCUGUUCAAAUAGAGCCAGACAUUUUAAGGUCUCCAUCCUUAAGCUUUUACCUAAAAACCGCAAAAGGUGUAGAGCUGUUGGGGUCGGCCUCAUUCGAUCUCAGUAAAAAAUUUCCCAUGAAAAAGUCCUUUAAUAUUAAAAAGACUAUAGGUGUUAAAAUAGAAAUUAAUAAAGGAGAAGCGCAAUUGCCAGAAUUUGCCCAAGAACGUCCAGAUAUAAAUACAGCUGAUGUUGCAGUUUUAGCAGAAGAACUUAGAAAGGGAUUAACUAAAUAUGAUUUCAAAAGUCCUGAUGAUCUAGAAGAAGCAAUAGAGACCACUAGAAGAUCUAUCACAGUGAACCAAAAAAUUAAAAAGCAUCUUGUAAAAUUUGAAGAAGAGAAACUUGCUGACUUGGAAUGGCUGCUUUCCAGCCGCAAUAAGGUGCGCUCAAAUUCUUUAUUGAUUAUAAAUCCCAUAGAGAUUGCUACUCAAAAAAAGAUUGACGUUAUAGAAGGGCUGAUGGACGAUCUUAAAGUUAUGCCAUCUUGUGCUGAGAAAUUUCUUACCAGCAUUUUAUGCUAUUCCUAUUAUAAAUCAUAUAAUUUUGACCCGGAGCUAUAUAUUCACAGAAAAGUAGAAGUUAUAAAUCCUAAUAUAGAAUUCAGCAAUUUCAUUGAGUUUUUAAAGCAAAAAGGGGAAGAUGAUGUGCCGGAAGACUUUCGAAAGCAUUUUGAAAAUCAAGAAUGAGAAAAAUUGAUUAGUGAAACAGAAAAAAUCCUGAAAGAUUAUAGACCUGUUAAUGUAAAGGAGAUGAGCCGCUUAAUUAAAAAAUCAGCUAAAAAUUCUGGGGAAUUAGAAAAUAAAGACAUUAUUUUACUAAUUGGGGCUACAGGAUCAGGAAAAUCAACAACAACCCAUUUUCUAUGCGGCUCUAAUAUGGAAGUUGUUAAAGAAGAAGAUGGAAUAACCGGUAUUAAAGCUACUUUUAUACAUAAUCCCGCAUUAAAAAGUACUGUAAUUUCAUCUGGUAAUCAUUCAGAAACGAGAUAUAUCACGCAUAUUCCAAUAAAUUUAGCUGAUGCUGGUGAGACUAUUUUUUUAUGCGAUACUCCAGGAUUAAUGGAUACAAGUGGACCAGAAGUGGACAUGGCAAACACAAUAAGCAUUGUCGAGUAUGUAAAAAAAUGUCGAAGUGUGAGGCCAUUAAUUUUGCUAAGCUCAAAAAAUGAAGGAGAUAGAUUUGAAGGAGUUCAGAAACUUGCUCAGACUCUAGGAAGAAUUAUUACCGAUUUCAAUAAAUAUAGCAUAUCAUUUACCUAUGCUUUUACAAAGUAUAAAAAGUCAGAUGCUUCAAAUAUACAUGGAAAAGUAAAUCGAAUAAUAAGCAGUCAAGAAAAUAAUAAUACAGCAUUUUUUCAUAUUUUGAAAGAUAUAAGAGAUAAAACAAGAGACGGCGCCUUGACUAUUAAUCCUAUUAAAGACGAUCAUCAAGAAUUACUUAGGAAAAUAAUGGAGAGAGAUCCAAUUUUGGACCCAAAAAAUGCUUUUGAAAGAUUUAUCACAGAAGAGUCAAGAGGUAAACUAGAGCACCAAGUAGAUCUUAGCAAAGGAGAAAUCGAUAAAGCACUAAAUUCCCUUAACUAUGAAAUGAUCAGAUAUAAAUUGGAUGAGCUUCAAUACAUUGGGGCAUUAUUCAGUGAAUUUGAGCCUAAAUAA